GUCAGCACCAGUUGUCAGUAAAUUCUAAUUGGUGUAAAUAUGUCUUACUUAAGUAUUGAGUGUCAAAAUGGAAUGUCAAAAAUCAGCUGAUCCUUACGCGUUGUUUAGAUUUUUAGCUAACUGUCAAUUUGCGAUGUCUUUAGCUGUGUCUCAAAGGAAUUCUUAAAUAUUCAUAAAAUAAUUGUGUUUAAUUAAAUACAAAUAUGUAAAUACCGGAUAUGCAUUUAUAAGCGCUACAGUACUUCGUAGAUAAGGCUAAAACAAUUACUUUAAGAUGGCGUUAUUUAGAAAGCAGGAUUUCUCACCUCCAAUUUUAUCAAAGAAAUGGAUAGCAAUUAAGUUUAGGCCAAACAUGCUCAUAUACAGUCAUGACAAUAUAAUCACAAUACUGGAAAGUGGUUUGCUAUUCCGGGAGGAUAGUAUAGAAGUGGAGCAAGAAGCCCCCUGUUCAGAAAUAGCCUGGGGCCAUGCAGGGGGAGCGGCAGGUGGUUGGCUUACGAAAGGGGAGCGGAAUGGUGCCUUGAUAGCUAUUGCUGCAUGUGUAAUGCUGGCACCACCAAGAAAUUUCAACAAAAUGACUCUCGCGAAGUUGGCGUCCCUUGCGCUAAUUCCGGUCGCGAUCCGUGCGACGCAUCGGUCGCAUUGUCGCGGCACUUUGCGACAAUUGGUCGCGGUGAUGCGCGACUAUAUGUCGCUGGUGCGUCGCGCGACAGCUUGUUGCCGGGAGUAUGCCGCGUUACAUGCUCAGUUGGGUUCUGUCACCUCAGCAAUAGAGUCAACCCACGCGAUGCUCUACCAGCAGCAAAGGGAGCUUCUGUUGCUAAUGUCACGCGCAUCGUCCGCGUUGCUAGGCAACGUGCCAUGGUUGCGCGGCGAUGUCGCCGUGGAGUGCGACACAGAGAAUUUAAUGAAACUCCACCACGCCUUUCUAGUUGUGCAAUCCACUCUACUAAAAUAUAUAGCGCUGGCGCAUCAUAUCCCUUCACAAGCACUAAAACUAUACAAAAAUCACAAUGAAAGAAUAUACUGGAUUCACAAUGUGCUUAUAGAGAAUCUAACGCGAGAAUUCAAAGACAAUUUUGAAUCACUAGAGCGAAUGUAUCGUCUUUUAAAAAACUACGGUACCAAAGACAAUGUGUUAAAAAAGCCAGGUUCAGCGAUUAAAGAAACUUGGUUCUAUUCAGAAAUACAUACAGAUGUGGCAAGAACUAGCUUAGAACUAAAAUUAGCGCUCAAUAAAUGUAAUGACCUAGAUAUGUUCCUAGACUCGUGCGCAUCGAACAAACAAGAUUUAGAUUUAGAUGCAUUAAACAAAGAUAUCGACAGUAUUAUAGGUGAUGUAACAAAGUGUUUAAGAACAGUUCAAAGUUCACAGAUUAGAUUAAAAAAGCUACAAAAUAAUUUCAAAGAAGAGCAUACAGUGGAGGAGGACGAAGAACAUGUAGAAGAGGCAAUUUUUAAAAUAGAAGACAAAGAACCAGAGAUAAGAGAUGAAGUAUUUUACUUAGUCAGAACUGAUGACGAUGACGCGCUACCGCCAGUCGCUGAUUUUGUAACUGGUCCAGGAAAGAAAGAGAAAGAGACAACGAAAAUAGUUCUAAAUGAACUAAAAAGAAAACUAGUCGGAAGAGAAGAUUUAAUGCGAGAAAGAGAAAGACAGGCUCUAGCUAAAACAAUGCCACAGCUUCGAAAUGUACCAGAAUUUCCAAGGCAGAUUGAUAUAUUACAAUUCGUUGACCGCAAAGGUUUUUUAUCCAAAAUAAAGCGAGUGGAACGAAAGAAAUUGAAACUAAAAAAAACAAAAAAUAAAAAGAGAAAACAAAAAUAUAGAUUAAUAAUCUCGCGGUAUACAAAUGAAAGUGAAAUACUGAAUUUUUAUGAAGCGAAUGCGAAACUUAAUAUCAAAAGCAGAUUGUUAACAAUUCAUAAAGAUAAAAAAGGUUUUAUAAUAACGAAAUGGGUUAAAAAAGAAAUCAAAGAUGACAAUUCUAGUAUUCUGUCUGACUUAAGUGACGUAGAAUCGGAAACGGGAAAUGCAAGUGUCACCCUAGCUAAUUACAAAGUCAACAAACAAGAUUUAAACAUAUCGUCAUCUGACAGUGAUUUUGAUUUAGACAAUAAUCAACUACUAAAUGACAUAAGGAGAUAUAGAGCUGUCAGAAAAAAGAACUUUCCCGCGAAAAGGGCAUCCAUAGAUAUGGACGAGAGUAUGAAACCCAUAGAGUACAGAUUCGGGACGGGGAUGGCAAUGGCGUCCGUUCUACAGAAAAAUAAUGCCAGAGUUGUGAUGGCGGAAGAAGUUUUUGUUGGAAAUGGUGAAGUUUCAGAUGAUAGUGGUCAUGAUGACGAUGCGUGAUAAAAUAUAGCAACUUCUUUGGUCUUGGAUUUCUACGAUCGCUCAUUAUUUAUUCAGACCGAGAAAUUUCCAUUUCAGAUGUUUCGUAAUUUUUUUUAUAAAAUUUUAAUUAAUUUUAAAUUUAUUUUAUGGCUUUUUAAAUUGUACUAGUCAUUAUAAUUAAUGAAUGCGUCACACUUGAAGAAUAAAAACAGUUGGGCAAAGCACAGAACAUAUGAUAUAUGUCAAUGGAGAAGACAAUAUGUAAUAAUUAAAUAAAAACGUGAUUAAAAAGUAGAAGAUGGUCUAUUCUCUAUUAUUAAGCGAUUCUAACCGACCUUUGGCUUGAAGGUCUCCUAGAUCUAGAAUAUUGUUCUUAACAAUUCCACAAGUAUGUUUUUUAUCAAGUGGUGACAUAUAUUGUCUAUGUAUUUAUAUAUAUUGUCCAUGGAAAAUAGAUUGUCUUCUAAAGUCUAUUCUCUAUGAAAUAAUAUUUUAUCCAAUUUAGAAAACCGAUAGUUAACGAUUCACUUACUCCUUUGGCUCUGCUACUCAAAAAGUGUCUUGGCCUCCGAAAUGAGAAUCAAACAGCGCUCCUUGUUCUGUGACACCUCGCGCCGAUUGCUGGCUUUCAGCUGCAGUCCUCCUCCACUUUAUCCAGCAAUGUGCCCAUGCGCAGGUGCCCCAGUCAACUUAGUCGAGAGACCUUGGUAUUUAAGUUUACAAACAUUUUAUAUUGAAUUAUUAAGAUAGUCUACUCUCGUCGGUUAAAUGACUCCUGAUUUUAUGAUUAUAUAAACUUGAUAAACGCAGAUCAUUAUAAUGUUAUAUGUCCACGUGUCGCAAUAUUUGUUAAUGUAUAUUUAUUAAUUAUCUUCCAAAUACUACUAAUUAUGUCGAGAGAUUAUUGUAAUGUAUAAUUAAUAAAUAUUUAAAAUGGUAUAAGUUUUUCUUUAUCUUAUAUUAAAUAUGGCAUCGUAUUGUUGUGAUCAAAAUACAUAAAAUGGUUUCUA
This is a messenger RNA of Pieris brassicae (large cabbage white), 3348 nucleotides long. RefSeq lists its product as uncharacterized. The transcript is spliced from 6 exons. The record is from RefSeq and is a predicted model, not a curated record. Lineage: Eukaryota; Metazoa; Arthropoda; Insecta; Lepidoptera; Pieridae. Bases 275 to 2356 code for a protein of 693 amino acids.